This is a messenger RNA of Danio rerio (zebrafish), 5400 nucleotides long. The record is from RefSeq and is a predicted model, not a curated record. NCBI's taxonomy places the organism in Eukaryota, Metazoa, Chordata, Actinopteri, Cypriniformes, Danionidae.
UUUACCAACGUGCACUUAUUUCUUCACGGAUUAAUUUACCACGAAAUGAAAUCUCCUGAUUAUCAGAAGGAUCAGUGGACAAAUGUAAGGAUAAAUAAGUUUACAUUUAUAAGAGUAAUGUUGUUUGCAGGAUAUGUCUGAUAUACGAUUAACUGACACACUUAUCAAAAACUUGUCGAAGGUAAGAUUUUUUUUGCCGUGAGUAGCGCGUAUUUAAUGUAAUGUAGCCUUGCCCACUGCAUGCAUUAAAAGUUCAUUUUUUAUGUUUUGUAAUUUGUUUAUUUUUGUUAAGAAUACACAUUAUUUCUAAGUAUUGGGUCAAGACGGUUUUAAGUAAGCACAUAAACAUUUGAAAAACCAUUACUUGUAUACUUUCAUAUGCACUUGCUAUGGUAUAUAAACACAUUAUACUAAUUAUAAAAUUAAGCAAGUGAAAAUGAUGGAAUGUUGUAAACAAUUUAAAGUAUGAAGAAAAGUCAUAAACAAUGUGUAAAGUUAGCUAAGCUUUUAUAGUUUGUGUUAAAAGAUAUAAACGCUGAUUUUAUGUAAUUACGGUUGAUGGAAAAAAAAACAGGAAACAUAAUUUUGGAGAAUACUAAAAUAUAAAAAGCAACCUAUUUCUUUCAAUUUAUGAAAAAUUGUGAGCUGCGGAAUUACUAAAACUGUACAAUUAAUCCUAAUACAUUUGUUAUCACUCAAACUCCUAAAACUUUUCAAAUGUUGCAAUUUAUGAAGCAAAACUGUUCAAACGUGUCUCCUUCGCCAAAGUUGGGCUCUUUGUCUCGUACUCUUUUCUCUGCAUCGUCAGGAAAUACCGAGGAGGAUGUUUCUUUUCAUGAAACGAACUCAUAAAUCAAAGUCUUCUAGAAAAGCUGACAGCAUCCAGACAAUCAGUGUCUGUGAAAAUCUGCCCAAAUACGUAUUUCAUUCACCGCUUAUCAAUAUAACGAUUUUGGAUUCAGCGCAACCCACGUGGACGGAUAAUAAUAAUUAAUCUUUUUAUUGGCGUUUUACACCCCGUCAUUAGGAUUACACAAAACACUCAUACAACAUAUUUCACUGCACGUCCUCCCCAAUUUGUCUUAGUCUUUUUGCUUUUUGUCCUGAUUGAAAUAACGUUACAAAUGUUUAUAAUGUCUUUAUUGAAGAUGUUUUAAAAUGCUUUUUUUCGUAUGAAUAAACAAAUAUUUAAUCAACUACAAUAGUUUUUAUUUUUAGAUAUUUUUCCCCACAUCUAACAGAGUGAACAUUUGGCCACUAAGUGGUUCUACAGUUUUUAUAAACUAUGACUCCAUUUCAUUUAAGUACAUUACACUUUAUAUUUAUGCUGUUAUUUUUUCUUGCCUUAUUUGUCAGGCUUGUUGCUGUAAAAAAAAUAGUGGCAUAAGAAAUACUAGGCCGUAGUAAGCUUGUGUAAAGCGCCAUUUUGAAAAAAGAAAAAAGGUAUAAAAAUGUCCAAUUUCCUCCAGAGGGGGCGCGUGUCUCCUCUGCUCCACAUAGGAUUGUGGAUAAAAUACAUCGUCUUCCCUGUGAUUAUUGAUCAGUCUGUGAAUACUAAUCACAAAAUAGCAUUCAGCAAAAACAGAAAUCCCGCUAAUGUAUUUAUUUCAACAUGUAAGUUCUUAGUUCCAAGUAAGUUCCAAGUCCUUAGUUCCUUGCUGCUUAAUGUUGACAGUUAGCAUACAUAGACAUAGGCUAAAUAGCUUAUAGCAGUAAUAAAUAUACAGUGGGCUACAGCCAAUGUUUUUAUCAAGUAGCUAAGCCUAACGUAUUAAAAAACAACAAAUAUAACUGUGCUGGCUACACCGAAAAAAUAACAAUACGAUGAGUGGUAGUCAGUUUAUCAUUUUUAUACACUUACUAAGUUGACGAAAGCCGAUACACUAGAGCCUAUAGCUGAUAGGAUAUUGCUACCCGAAUUGUGAACCAGAAAAAGAUACUAACUUUACAUAAUUUCUUUGUGGUUUUGAGAUCAUCUUACCUGAAGCAUUUCUUUAAAAAAAAUCCACACACCGAGAAGCUGAUGCUGCCGGGACGCUGUCUGUGAGACAACGUCCCUCUUAGCGUAUCUGCCAGCGAAUCUAUCCUUUCAGCAGAAGUAAAGGUGGGCCUACGUAACGUUGAUGGACAAGAGGUCGGCAUUUGCAUAAGCCUGGUCUUUAACGACAACCUGUCAGUGCAAGGCCACUUAAGAUCAAGAUGAGACAGCACAACUGAUCACUGGCUGACCCAGCCCACGUGACUGUCACUGGUCAUUCAUAUCACUAGCGCCCGAACACCUCCAAUCCACGACUGAUUGAAGGAGGCAGAAGGGUGCCUCGGCUCAACCCAGGGUGAAUGGUGCGACGUUAAUCAGUUCCGGGCCCAAAGUUCUGUCAGUGUGGCAACCACGAGCUGAGACGCCCAAGAAGAUGACACAAUGAGCACAUUCUUAGAUUUUUCGUCCAUAAGUGGUGGUGGAGAUGGAGGUAGCGGGGGCUCGUGCUCAGUCAGGGCGUUCCACGGUGAUCACGGACUUUCAACAUUCCAAUCGUCGUGUGCUGUUAGGUUAAAUAGCUGCAGUGGAGAUGAACGGUUCAUGUCCAAUAUAUCGUCACAAGAUGUAAUUAACUCUCAGCCACAACAGGCCGGCUCGUACCAGUCCCCCGGGACUUUGUCAAUUACCUACAGCGCCCAUCCAAGUUAUGGAACUCAAAGUUUUUGCACUGGAUACAAUCACUAUGCCCUAAAUCAGGACGUGGAAUCGUCUGUGAGCUUUCCCCAGUGUGGCCCGUUAGUUUACUCUGGAAAUAUUUCUUCCACUGUUGUGCAGCACCGUCAUCAUCGUCAUGGUUACAGUAGCGGAAACGUUCACCUCCAUGGCCAGUUCCAGUACGGCUCAGCCACAUAUGAUGGCGUGCCCACGGGACAGACAUUUGACUGGAUGAAGGUUAAACGCAACCCGCCAAAAACAGGAAAAGCUGGGGAGUAUGGAUUUGGUGGGCAGCCAAACACUGUACGCACCAAUUUUUCGACAAAACAGCUGACAGAGCUUGAAAAGGAGUUUCAUUUCAAUAAGUACUUGACUCGCGCAAGGCGCGUGGAGAUCGCGGCUUCUCUCCAAUUGAAUGAGACUCAGGUGAAGAUAUGGUUUCAAAAUCGCCGUAUGAAACAAAAGAAGCGCGAAAAGGAAGGUCUUUUGCCGAAAUCUUUGUCCGAACAGAAAGAUGGUCUCGAAAAAACAGAGGAUGCAUCUGAAAAGUCGCCCUCUGCACCAUCCACGCCCUCUCCUUCACCAACUGUUGAGGCAUACUCCUCUAAUUAAACAGCUUUCACAUUUGUUCUUUCAAAUUGUAAACAAUAAUGCAAAAUUGUUUGUGACUUGUCUUAUGGUUAUUUGUACAUCAUGUUUUAACAUAAGUGGAAGAGUGUUUUAGCGACCAACCGUUUCUAACUCGACCAUUUUGAUCACUCAUUGUUUAUCUGUGCACUAUUUAUGUUAAUGUGAAAUAACUGUUAAUUGUCUUGGGCACUUUGUCAAGCACCUGGAUAGAAAGAAGUGGCUUGUGCAUUUUUGUGCACAGUAAUAACAAAUGCUGCACUUUUACGCGCGUCUUAGUUUGAACUUGUAAACCACUUGUCAAAAUGUCUACCUCAAGAACCGAAGGAAAUAGUGCAAUAUAUUUAGGGGAUGCAUUACUAGUGAAUCUGUUAAAUCUUUCGGGAAAUAGUGUCUGUAAUUGACAAAUUCUCUGGACGAUGCAAAGUGUUGUUAAUUCUUGUGUUGUGAGUUUUGCAGCAUACGCAAUUGUCUGAAGUUGUUCUCCGGUGAUGCUGAGUUUUAUCAGUCGGAAUUAAAGUUUCCUUUAAUUUAGAAAUGCGUUAGAAAAAGAUCAAGAUACGGGUGAAAUCAUGUGAUAAUUAAAAUGUAUCUUAUAAGUACAAUUUAUUCAAAUACUGUAUUACUUUUGAUGGUUCUAAUGUCUGUCAACCCUCACAGAAACAACUAACUCUAAAACACUGCUGACAAUCUGUCUUAAAAAUUUAAACCAGCAAUCUAAGCACUAUUAUUUAAUAUUUAAAUAUACAUUUUGUGGAAUGAACUGUUAAGUUUGAUUUAUCGAUUGCUUGUUUGCAGUCUUAAAUCCACCAAUAACUAGCUCUCUGCCUCCGUAACUGAUAUAUGCGUCCGCGUGUGGUUCUUUCCUCAGGGACGAAGUGAUAUUGGCACAUUAAGCAUGUUUAUCCACGAUAGAAGAUGCGCAAUGCUGUCACCGUUAUUCGCGGUGACAACCCUAUUGACCUGUUAGUUUAUCGAAGAGAAACAAAAAACAUGACGAUCGAUUAAAUCAUCUCAACUAUCAAACAAGAAUGAGUCGGUCUGACCCCAUCAGUGUUGAUGGGAUGUCUGACUCAUGUUGCAGCUUAGUUUGCUUUACAAAGCUGGGAGCGGGGAAGUAGGAUAACAAUAUCUUGAUCUGAAUAAAAUAACACGGGUGUCAAAAUAGGUUCCUCAGUCCUCAGUUCAUUUCCAAUCCUGCUCCAACAUACAUAGGUUUCAAACAAGCCCGCAUGACUCAAUUAGAUGGAUCAGGUGUGUUUAAUUAGGGUUAAAGCUAAACUGAGCAUAGCUGAGGAGUUUUUCACCUGUGCAAAAACCCUACUUUAUAUUCUGUGUCUUUAACGUCUUAUAACUUCAAAGGUAAAGUACUUUGUACUGAUGUUCAUGUUGUAUUGCAAAGUAUUCUGGUUGAUAUUUAGAUGAAAUAAGGUUAUAGACGGGUUUAGUGAGUAGAUUUAAGUGGUCAAAAGUUCAAUUUGAGUUUCUUAAGUUUUCGCUAAAGGGUAAGCAGUGUUAUUAUAGAUGAUUUUACAUAAAUAAUUACAGCGUAACAAGUAUUUUUUUCAAUAAAAAAAGUUUUGUUCUAUCAAAAAACUGCAUGGAAAUAUAAGUACUAUGUUAUCUUACCCAUAAACAAUCAUUUUCACGGAAUCAUCGGCAAACUAUAAAACACAAUGCAAGUUUUUUUUUCAUUUUUAUUAACGUUUUUUUCUGACAUUUUCAAUACGCACGUUUUGACAGCUUAUAACUUUACUUUAGAUCCACCUGUGAUUGUGUAUGAAUCUGAUGGGUACAUAAGAUUUUAUCCUAAAUUCGAAGUGUGUUUAUACAUUGGUGGAAAAACAAUAGUUGUAUAGAAUUAUUUUGUACAAUAAAAUACAGCAAAGUGCUUUCUAGGUUUAAGUUUUAAUAAAUAAGUUUUAAAAUAAACAUUUUCCAAUUUUGUUUUCUUAAUUAAGAUUUUUCGUAAUUUUUCUUAAGUAUACGGCAAACUUACGAAGGCAUUAACAUGCUUUGCACAUUCUGAUUUAAUUUGCCCAAAUGCUUAUGUGACAAAAUCCAUUAAAAUAAAAAUACGA